Messenger RNA from Drosophila miranda, 1328 nucleotides. RefSeq names its product androgen-induced gene 1 protein. NCBI's taxonomy places the organism in Eukaryota, Metazoa, Arthropoda, Insecta, Diptera, Drosophilidae. Bases 141 to 968 code for a protein of 275 amino acids. The record is from RefSeq and is a predicted model, not a curated record. The transcript has 2 exons. Gene Ontology annotation, cellular component: membrane; endomembrane system.
CGCCGCCGCCCCCCCCAAACAGCUGACCACAUCAGGGUAUAUUGCAUAGAAGGUAGGUGCGAGGGGCCUAAUAAACACCCUCAUAUCCGGCACACUCAUUGGAAAUCCAAUCAAAAAAUAUCAAACCAAACCAAAAAAAAAUGACCAAAAGCAAAAAGAAAACACGUGAAUCAAACCCCGCCAAGGAAGCCGCCCAGGCCACCAAUGACCGUCUGGACACUUUUAACGAUGCCUAUACAAGCGGCGCCUUCAAGUACCUGCGACUCCUUGUGCACGUGCUAUCAGCUGCACAGUUCUCGUAUGGAAUCUAUUUUCACUAUUUCCGUGUGCACUGGCCCAAGGAUUUGGAGGAGGAGGAGCUCAAGGCACGCUGGGGCGGCAAAUUCAAGUAUCUAACAUUCCUGGACGUCAUAUUGCAGGCCAUAUAUCAUAGCUUGGCCUUGCUGAACGAUCUUUUCGGCGACAACACGGUCCAAGUGGCGUCAAAGUCCAAGCUGCGAUCUGUGCGCGACUAUAUUUUUUCGGCACUGGCCUUUCCCGUCGCCCAUAAUGUUUGCAUCUCAUUCUGGGUCAUUUAUAUAUGGGAUCGUGAGCUCAUCUUUCCCUCGGCUCUGGACGCCAUAUUUCCGAGCUGGCUGAACCAUGUGGUGCAUACGAAUGUGGCCCUGCUGGCGGUAAUGGAUAUGUUUACGUGCUUCCGGCAAUACCCCAGCCGCCUGGCCGGCGUCACGGGCAACAUUUCCUUCAUCCUACUAUACAUUAUUUGGCUGCACAUAGUUCGUUACUUCAGCGGCGAGUGGGUCUAUCCCAUUUUGGAGGUGUUACCUCUGGCGUUGCGCUACCUGUUUCUGGGCCUUUUGGUGGGCUUCAAUCUCGUUUGUUACUUGCUGGGCGAGUUCUGCAACAACAUUGUCUGGGCACAAGAGUUGAAGCUGCUGCAGCAGCAGCAGAAAUUCAAACAGGGAUAGGAUUAAGGAUUUAAAAUCGUUUUAUUAGUCACACAAAAAACAUAUGAGAUAUUUUGUAAACGUUGUAAAGGCACUUUCUGUAAUACCAUUUGUGUUCUUGCGUUAUUCGUUGUGCUUGUUGGUUGCCCCUGAAAGAGGCUGCAGCUGCUGUUUCUGCACUUGUUAAAGCGUUGUAGCUAUAUUUAAUCUAUAGUCUAGUGUUCAAGGAAACAUCAUUUACAUACAGACAUAGAGGAGGAUGUACUUAAGUGCUAAAUGGGAUAGGAUUUGUAAGAACAUUCGAAAGUCUAAAUCUAUGAGUAUUUUCGUAAAUCGUAAUUUCGCUUAAUUCUGCUCAAUAAAACAAUUAAGGAAAACGCA